CGUCAUAUCCGAGCAGUGUUGCAUGUGCUGUUCGCUGCUGACACGGCGGCAGAUUCCGGACUGCAGCCCCCUAUACUGCUGUGUUUAACGGGGGGAGCGGAGCGUGCGGAGCCAUGCUGGCCCCGGUUGGCGGAGUGCUGCGGAGGGGUGUGGUGGGGUGAAUCACGGCCCCCCUUCGUUCCGACAUAAACACAACCGCACCAAAUUUGGUCUCGCCUUCCUGCGCGUUCACGAGUCGUUAUGCUGCUCGGCCCGGUAGUACGCGCAUGCAGGCGCGUGCGCGUGCCCGCGCUCGCCGCUUUCCCGCGCUCCCGCCAGUGGACCGCCGUGACCGCGCCACCCCUGCUGAAACUCUCCAGCACCAAAGCGGCGCCGCGCUACCGUAGAAUGGAGUACCAGGAUGCGGUAUGUACCCUUAACACCUUGCAGACAAACGCCAAUGCACUGGAUCAGGUGCGCCGAGAACGGGGACAUCCAGAGAUCCAGCUGCAGGCUAUGAGGGGAUUCUUACAGCGUGCAGGCCUCAAGGUGGAGGAGCUUGAUCAUCUCAAUAUCAUACAUGUUACUGGAACUAAGGGAAAGGGUUCAACAUGUGCCUUCACAGAGCAGAUUCUGAGGAACUAUGGCUUUCGAACUGGAUUUUACAGCUCCCCACACCUGGUGCAGGUGAGAGAGAGGAUUCGUAUAAACGGACGUCCAAUUGGAAAGGACCUCUUUACCAAGUACUUCUGGCAGGUGUACAACCGACUGGAAGAGACUAAGGACUCCCAUGGCGGCAGCAUGCCAGCAUAUUUUCGCUUCCUGACCAUCCUAGCCUUCCAUGCUUUCCUACAGGAAAAGGUGGAUGUAGCGGUCAUUGAAGUGGGAAUAGGAGGAGCCUACGACUGCACAAAUAUUAUCAGGAGGCCAUGGGUGUGUGGUAUUUCCUCACUGGGGAUUGACCACACCAGUAUUCUAGGGGACACGAUAGAGAAGAUUGCCUGGCAGAAAGGAGGAAUAUUUAAGCCAAGAGUUCCUGCAUUCACAGUGAAGCAACAAGUGGGACCAAUGACUGUUCUGCAGCAGAGAGCCGAAGAGAUUGGGUGCCCCCUUUCUGUGUGUCCUGAGUUGGGUCAGUAUCAGAGUUCUGGAGUGGAGCCGUUGAAGCUGGGGUUGGCCGGGCUGCACCAGCACUCUAACGCCUCCCUUGCACUUCAGCUUACACACAGCUGGCUCCAGAGGCGCUGCAGCACAGCUGAGCCAGCGGUCCCCUCUGCAGUUGCCUUUGGAGGCUUGUGCGCAGCUCCAGCAUUUGAGCCCACCCCUCGCAUGCUGAAAGGUCUGGCAGAUACUAAAUGGCUGGGGCGGAAUCAGACACUGACCCACGGCAGCAUCACUUACUUUCUGGAUGGAGCUCACACCACACGCAGCAUGCAGGCCUGUGUGAACUGGUUCAGUGAUGCAGCAACACAGCGUGAGGCAAAAGCCACGGGUUCAGUGGUAAGAGUGUUGCUGUUCAAUGCUACAGGAGAGAGGGACUGUGCUGCCAUGCUCAAACUGCUUGUGCCAUGUCAUUUUGAUUUUGCUGUAUUCUGCCCGAAUAUCACAGAGGCCAUCGCUUCAUGCAAUGCAGAUCAGCAGAACUUUAACGUCUCUGUGGAGAACAUGCUCACCCGUUGUCUGGACAACCAGCAGAGCUGGCGUGUCCUAAACGGUCAGGAGGAGAAGCCGGAGGCAGAGCUUCUGAUUGGUGGUGGCCUCCCACUGGUGGCGGAGCAGCGAUGUGCGACACUGGUGUUUCCCUGCAUCUUGAGCGCCCUCCGGUGGAUCACACAGGGAAGAGACCCAGUGCUUUGUGACCCCAGCAAGCAACUCAUACCUGUGAAAGCUAGUGUCAGUGCUAAAGCUGUGCCACUGAGAGAGGUCGCUAAUAUUCAUGUGCUGAUCACUGGAAGCUUACACUUGGUGGGAGGGGCUUUGAAACACCUUGAACCUGCUCUAGCAUCCUAACACAUUAGAGUCAAUAGUGUGGUUGGGUGAAUAUUAGAUCACUAAGGAGUCCAAGGGGAUACAUUUUGCAAAGCUGCAUUUCUUCAUAAGCCAAGUACGUUAAGCAAAAGUCUAUUCUGUCCAAUAACAAGAGACAAAUAUAGACGUCUCUUUUGGACAGUCAACACUUUUGGCUUAAUCUUUCUGUGCUAAAUUCAAACCCAGUAGAAACUCACUAACUGUGCCUUGCACAACAAGUCUGCUGUAAAAAAAAUCUUUACUAUAACUUUAUUAUAAUUAUUCAGCUGAUCUGCCAUCAAACUGCCACCUUGUGGCAAACACUCAUACAGGACAUUCAAGCACUUAGCCUUCACUUGUGCCUUCUCGUGCAAGACCGACAGCUAUGCUGUUCUUCAGUGGAACAUGUUCACAGAGCGUAUGACCUAGGCACAGAUUAAGCCUGGUUCUGUUAAAAGCCCAAAUAGCCUAAGCAGUGCAGGACUAAUCUUAAUCUGUCCAGGAUACAAGCUCUUGGUGCUCAGUAUUAAUUAAGGAAUCUAAGAUUAAUUAUCUUGUUUACCACUUGUGGACCUUAAGCUUAUAAUAAACCCUGGAGGCUGGCUUUUCAGGCACCGAUUCUGGAUUAGAAAGCAGAAUAUGGACAGAAUAUGUUGCUAUACGUGUGCCAUUUCUACAUAUUGUGAUUGCAAUAUGUAGUUCCUUGCAUUAAACCAUUUAUUUAAUUUCACCAUAAUUAUUUAUUUGUUGGAUCAUGUGAUUGUCUAAAGAAGCUGACAUUUUUCAGAAAAACUAUCCAGAAAAAUCAGGUGUGGCUCCAAAUUUUCAUUUUAACCAGUAAAUCUUGACAGAGUUUAGAUCAUCUCAACACUAAGGCUAUGUUCAGACUGCUAUUCCAAAUCUAGAUUGUAUUGAGAUGGAUUUUUGACUAGAAAACGAAAUUUUCAUUAGAAUUUUGCUACAUUUGGAGGUGGUUUACAAUGCGAUUACAAUAUAAUAAAGCUACAUUUGUGAUGUCCUAUCACACAAAUCCAGUCUGAUCACUUACAAAUAAGUGUGGAUAGUCAGCUCAUUAGAUCUGAUUUUGAUCAGAUCAGUUUUGCCUGCAGUCUGAACAAAAAUGGCACCUAAUGCUGUGCUCUUAAGUCAGUUAAAGUGAAAACCUGCAGCCACAUUGGCAACAUUAGCGGAUUGGGCACCUUUGUGUUACAUUAUUACUAAUUAUUUAUUGUGCAGCCCGACUUAAGUCUAGAGUUAAAAAUAGUUGUAAAUUUAUUUUGAAAAGUGAUCUGUUACUAAAUGUAUAAUAUUUAAAGCAAGCAACUUAUCCCACUUAUCUCACUUAAAGGAGAAAACCAGUGUAAAAUGGAGUUAGGGUGCAGUGAAACAUAAGUAUGAUCUGUUAAAAAGCCCACCUCCGUUCACCCACAGCAUUCUAAAAUACAGCGGUUUUAGUUGAUGCUCCCAACAGGCUUAAAAUGCUAGUGAUAGGGGCAUAGUGUUGCUAUUUUAACACCAUUAACAAGCUCAAAGUAGCUCCAAAUUUAAUUGGUAUAUUUCUGAGGGCCCUAACAUUUUAAAACGAGGCGCUGAGAACUUUGAAAGUGUUCUGGUAGUUUAUCAAAAAAGUAUUUCUUCGUCGCCCCCACCGUCUUAAAAUUAAGCCAUGAUAAGUUGACUGACGAGCACAAACAAAUAGGUAGAAUAGGUGAACAGAAGCAAAAUUCAUGAAUAUUAAUAGAGAUAUUUUCAGCAACAGCUAGAAUUCAUGCAUUUCCACUGAAUGUUUAAAUUUCUGUUCCCCUAUCCUACCUAUUCAUUUAUGUUUUUCACUUAAAAUUACCUUAAUUUCUCAAAAUUGACUUAAUUCCAAGUUGGUGGCACCAGAAGAACUACCUUUAUGUACUGUGUGGAUAAACAGUAUUUUUUAAAUAAACUAGCUGUAAACUUUAAAACGAGGCAUUGAGAACUUAAAUUCUAUUGAAUGUAGUGUAGAGCUACUUUUAGUUUGUUAAUUAUGUUAAAAUAGCCAUUUUGUUGCAUGAGAAACACUAUGCCCCUAUCGCUAGCAUUGUAAGCCUGUUGGGAGCAUUGGCUAAAAGCACUGUAUUUAUUUUAGAAUACUGGGGUUGAGCGGAGGUGGGCUACUUAACAAAAGUUUGUACUCUUUUUCACGUUUUACUACACCUUAAGUCUAUUUUACACCAGAGUUCACCUUUAUUUAGAUAUGAAACAAAUGUUCCAUGUUCAUAUAAACUCUUACUUAUUCAUAUUUAGCAUCAGUGCACUCACUGCCUGUUUCACUAUUGGUUCCUAUUUUUAACCAGGGUCAUAGCGACUGUUUAAUGCCUAUUCUGUCAUUCUUCAUUCACAGCCGUCACAUGUGCAAAAAGACUAUAUGUCUAUAUACUUGUGGACACCCCUUCUAGUGAAUGAAUUCAACUACUGUUAAGUUGCACUAAUUUCUGACACAGAUGUGCAAAUAAAUGAACACAUCUUUAUCUAGUCACUGCAAAAAAAGUAUUGCCAAUGGAAUAGGAAUACUAGUGCAUUUUUACAUCUCAAACAAUUCUGAUAAUCUCUUUCCCUUUCCUGCACUUUUAAAGUGAUUUGGAAAAAUAUAUAUGAACACUACUUGAACUGGAGUCUGUCUUGAAUUCUGUUGGACCUACACAAAACGCUUUCAUGGUUGCUUUAAUGAUUUACGAUAGGAAAAAAAUCUCUAUAUACUAUAAUAUAAAUGGUAUUUGUUUAACAGCAACAUGAAAGAAUGGGAAAUGUCUAAAAUCUUAAACAUGAGACUAAUAAGGGUUAACACAACAGCAGCACUGCCAGUAUCUGUGUACUGACUUAAAAGGUAAAUGUCUUAAAAUGGCUCUAGUGUAAUGUUUAAAACACAUUACACACUAUUACUGGCCAGCUUUUCUGACUUGAAAGAAUUAUGGAAUUGUUUUCAUUCAUGUUUACUUUUUUUUUAGUUGUUUAUUUCUGUGUAGUUGAAACACAGGCAGACUGUAUCACCUCUGAACCUUAUCCCCUCUCUUUCUCUCCAUCUCUUUAUCCCUGCCUUCCUCUCUCUCUCUCUUUUUUUGUUUAGAAAGAAUUAAUGUGGGAUUAUUAUUUUUUGUGGUAACAAAAUCUAACCUAAUUGUGCAUGUAGUGUUACAAUGUGAUGCUGGAGACGGGUGCGGCUAAACUGAGUUUGAUGGAUUUUGGUUUAAAAAACAAGCAGUGCCACUGUGUACAGUGUGAAAACUUUUGUUUUGUUUUGUUUAGUUUUUUAAUUCUAUUAAAUAAUUUAUCAGAAA
Astyanax mexicanus (Mexican tetra) is the source of this 5294-nucleotide messenger RNA. RefSeq names its product folylpolyglutamate synthase (gene fpgs). NCBI's taxonomy places the organism in Eukaryota, Metazoa, Chordata, Actinopteri, Characiformes, Acestrorhamphidae. The transcript has 15 exons. The record is from RefSeq and is a predicted model, not a curated record. Gene Ontology annotation, biological process: tetrahydrofolylpolyglutamate biosynthetic process. Gene Ontology annotation, cellular component: cytosol; mitochondrion; cytoplasm. The coding region runs from base 241 to 1989 and encodes 582 amino acids. Gene Ontology annotation, molecular function: ATP binding; tetrahydrofolylpolyglutamate synthase activity.